UGAAUAAUAACUUUUGUAUUAAAAUAAUCAUGUUCCAAAUAAUUCAGUGAUGUAAGCUGCAUAUUGAAAAAUUCUUAAAAACACUGUUAAACAUGGCAAGUGCUUUAGAACAGUAUGUAAAUACUGUACAGACGCUGUCUACGCAAGGAAAUUUCUCACAACUAUGUGAUUUCAUCAGCAAAAGUGCAGAAACAUUAAGUAAGAAUGUCAGCCACCUAGACAAUGUACUCGCCACUCUAGAUAUUCAACAACAUUCAUUAGGUGUGCUUGGCAUAUUGUGUGUAAAAUACAGCAUGCCAAAUGUUCCUGAUUUUGAGACAUUAUUUGUACAAACACAAGAGUUUAUAUUGUCAUGUAAUGGAGAACAUGUUCGCUAUGCCACAGACAGUUAUGCAGAUUUGUGCCACAAGUUUACACAUAACCUUGUGGAAAGGAAGCAGCCAAGUCGUGGUAUCCAGGUGCUCGUGACGGCAAUUAACAAGAUACAGUUGUAUCCAGCACAGCUCACCUCUAUACAUGCUGAUCUUUGUCAGCUAUGUUUACUAGCCAAGAAUCUAAAGCCAGCGUUACAGUUUAUGGAUGUAGAUAUUACAGAUAUCAGCAAAGAGGGUGGACAUUAUGAUUCUAAAGAUUUUUUAUGUUACUAUUACUAUGGAGGCAUGAUCUAUACAGCAUUGAAAAAAUAUGAGAGAGCUCUAUAUUUCCUAGAAAUUGUGAUAACAUGUCCAAGUAUGGCAGUAAGUCAUGUGAUGUUGGAAGCAUACAAGAAAUAUAUCCUUGUUGCUCUUAUUUUACAGGGAAAACUACCUACAUUACCAAAAUACACAUCUCAAGUUGUAGCCAGAUAUAUAAAGCCUGUGUGUCAACCAUACCAUGAUUUAGUAAACUCCUACGCCUCAAAUAACCCAGAAGAACUCCAGAGGAAUGUGGAAAAACAUCAAGAUACCUUUAGUAGGGAAAACAACUUGGGUCUUGUGAAACAGUGUUUAACGUCAAUAUUCAAGAAAAAUAUUCAAAGAUUAACAAAGACAUUUUUGACGCUGUCACUCACUGACAUGGCAAACAGAGUGAAGUUAUCAGGGCCAAAAGAAGCAGAAAAAUAUGUUCUCCACAUGAUUGAAGAUGGAGAAAUAUUUGCUACAAUAAAUCAAAAAGAUGGUAUGGUACGGUUUCAUGAUAACCCGGAGAAAUACAACAGUAGUCGUAUGUUGUUACAGCUAGAUCAAGAGAUGCAGAAAUGUAUACAGUUAGAUGCGAAGUUGAAGGAAAUGGACAACGAAAUAGCUGUGAAUCCUCAAUAUGUUCAGAAGAGCUCUGGAAUGCAUGAAGAUGAUAUUCCAGGUAGUUCAAAAAUGCAGACAUACUGAAUACAGUGUGAAGGUCACUAAGAGAAGAUCAGAUAUUGAGUGUAUAUUACAAGUGCUAAACAAAAUAUUGCCAUGAACAAACAUCAUGCUGUUAAUUCCAAUGUUUUCUAGCAUUAUACAUAAACAAGGACUGAGUUGAUAAUGUUAUAUUUUUAUUUUCUGGCUAUAUCAUGAUACUGCUAGUAAGUUAUAUAUGAAUGAAGGAGAAUUGAAUUAUAAAUGUGCUUAAUGUUUCAAUUAUUGCUAUAUUUUCUUGAAGAGAAAAGAGUCACAAUUGGUUUAUUUGAAUAUUUUCAUAUUUCACUUUUUUUUUUAACAAUAGUUAUGAUAAAUAGACCAGCAAUUUAUUUGAUAACAAAAGCUAAAUUUCUUUGUUAAUGCUAUAUUUUCAUAAAAUGAAAGAUUUUUUUUUUAACAACAUUUUAUAGAUGAAUAAGGCUGGCAUUUUUUUAUCAUCAGUUUUGUGGAAGAUAUUGUAAAACAAGUUUGCAAGGGAUGGAAACGAAGGUGAUAGAAAUGAUAUUUCAAAUUUUGAAUAUUUCUCAAUAAAUGUCUGACGAGUUGUGACAUUUUUGUAUUAUUUUGUAUCAUUUACAAUUGAGAAAUGUUCUUAUUUUAUUUAAAUUAGUUUGAAUUUAUUGACAGUGACACUGUUGUUAAGCAUUAUAAUUUGCCUUUCAUGUGCAGAAGGGAAAGUAUUGAAAACUGAAAGCAUAACUUUUCUUUAUUAAAACAUGUAUAUAUUUGGUUAGACACUUUCUGUUGUUUGGUAAAAAAAAUCUGGAGAGGACUAUAUUGUUAUUAAAAUGUUGAAGUCCUAAUUUGUCAUUGUAUAAUGUUAGAAAUGAAGUCUACAGAUACUUCUACAUAUAUUACCUAAUUUGUCAAUGAUUCUGUUCAUUGGAAUUGUCUCUCUUGCAAUUAUGCUAGGUUUUAUUAUCUCUACAUGUUCAACACAGAUUGUGCUAUUACAUUUGAAAAUGCCUUGAUAACAUAUGUUAUGCUUACAUAAUUAAAAUUCCUUUGAAGAUACAAUAUUUCUGCUGUCAUCAGGGUUUAGAUUGCACUCCCUUAAAACUAAAAUAUGAAUUUGUAGCUGUAAUGAUAUAGCGUGUAAAGUUUGUAAAACAGUUGUCAUACAUUAACAUCAAUCAUUUCUGAAUUGAAAUUACAAUAUAUUUUUGACAUCUAUGUAUCACAUUUACUUUCAUCUUCUGCUAUAAUCCUUUACAAAGUUGUAGGGACAAGUAAGAAAAUUAGUUUAUUUAUUACAAAAUGCUUCAAUCAGUGAUAUAAUAAAAAUUGUGACAAUUUUA
Molecule: messenger RNA, 2683 nt
Organism: Ruditapes philippinarum (Manila clam)
Lineage: Eukaryota; Metazoa; Mollusca; Bivalvia; Venerida; Veneridae
Product: COP9 signalosome complex subunit 3-like
Exons: 15
Coding region: 93-1367 (424 amino acids)
Biological process (GO): ubiquitin-dependent protein catabolic process
Cellular component (GO): COP9 signalosome
Source: RefSeq, a predicted model, not a curated record